CACAGAGCGCUUAUAACAACUUGGAAUGCUGCGCUUUCCGAGCGCUGCGGUGCGGCCGUGGGGUCCCGGCCGGAUGCCGGACGAGAGCCGGGGGCUCUAACUCUCCCCGCGUGGCCGCUUGACUCCGCUGUCGCCUUCGUUCCCGGCCUGCUCGCCAUGGAGUCAUCGGCUUUUCCUCCGCGCCCCGGCCCCGCUGCCUCGACCGCCGCCCUGGCCGCGGAGCUCGCCCGGCCCCUGGCCGACCGGCUCAUCAAGUCCCCCAAGCCCCUGAUGAAGAAGCAGGCGGUGAAGCGGCACCACCACAAGCACAACCUGCGGCACCGCUACGAGUUCCUGGAGACCCUGGGCAAAGGCACCUACGGGAAGGUGAAGAAGGCACGGGAGAGCUCGGGGCGCCUGGUGGCCAUCAAAUCAAUCCGGAAAGACAAAAUCAAAGACGAGCAAGAUCUGAUGCACAUACGGCGGGAGAUCGAGAUCAUGUCGUCACUCAACCACCCUCACAUCAUCGCCAUCCACGAAGUGUUCGAGAACAGCAGCAAGAUCGUGAUCGUCAUGGAGUAUGCCAGCCGGGGCGACCUGUACGACUACAUCAGCGAGCGGCAGCGGCUCGGUGAACGCGACGCCCGGCAUUUCUUCCGGCAGAUCGUCUCUGCUGUGUACUACUGCCACCAGAACGGAGUUGUCCACCGGGAUCUCAAGCUGGAGAACAUUCUCCUAGAUGCCAAUGGAAAUAUCAAGAUUGCUGACUUUGGCCUCUCCAACCUGUACCACCAAGGCAAAUUCCUGCAGACCUUCUGUGGGAGCCCCCUCUAUGCCUCGCCAGAGAUCGUCAACGGGAAGCCCUACACGGGCCCAGAGGUGGACAGCUGGUCCCUGGGUGUCCUCCUGUACAUCCUGGUGCAUGGCACCAUGCCCUUUGACGGGCAGGACCAUAAGACGCUGGUGAAACAGAUCAGCCACGGGGCCUACCGGGAGCCGCCCAAGCCCUCUGACGCCUGUGGCCUGAUCCGGUGGCUGUUAAUGGUGAACCCCACCCGCCGGGCCACCCUGGAGGAUGUGGCCAGUCACUGGUGGGUCAACUGGGGCUAUGCCACCCGCGUAGGGGAGCAGGAGGCUCUUCGCGAGGGUGGGCACCCUGGCGGCGACUCUGCCCUGGCUUCCAUGGCCGACUGGCUCCGGCGUUCCUCCCGGCCGCUCCUGGAGAACGGGGCCAAGGUGUGCAGCUUCUUCAAGCAGCACGCUCCUGGCAGUGGGAGCACCGCCCCCGGCCUGGAGCGCCAGCACUCGCUCAAGAAGUCCCGCAAGGAGAAUGACAUGGCCCAGUCUCUCCAGGGCAACCCAGCUGAGGACACCUCCCCUCGCCCUGGCAAGAGCAACCUCAAGCUGCCCAAGGGCAUUCUCAAGAAGGCGGCGUUGACCUCAUCAGAGGGGGCAAAGGAAGACCCCCCAGAGCCCAGCCCAGUCCCCACCAGCCCAGGGCAGGCUGCCCCCCUGCUCCCCAGGAAGGGCAUCCUCAAGAAGGCCCGGCAGCGCGAGUCUGGCUACUACUCCUCUCCCGAGCCCAGUGAGUCUGGGGAGCUCUUGGACGCAGGUGACGUGUUUGUGAGUGGGGACCCUGUGGAGCAGAAGCCGCCCCAAGCCUCGGGGCUGCUGCUCCAUCGCAAGGGCAUUCUCAAACUCAAUGGCAAGUUCUCCCGCACGGCCUCGGAGCUCGCGGCCCCCACCACCUUCGGCUCCUUGGAUGAACUGGCCGCACCUCGCCCCCCGGCCCGGACCAGCCGUCCCUCAGGGGCUGUGAGUGAGGACAGCAUCCUGUCCUCUGAGUCCUUUGACCAGCUGGACUUGCCCGAACGGCUCCCUGAGCCCCCGCUGCGGGGCUGUGUGUCUGUGGACGACCUCAUAGGCCUGGACGAGCCCCCCUCAGAGGGCCCCGGAAGCUGCCUGAGGCGCUGGCGGCAGGACCCCCUGGGGGGGGAUAGCUGCUUUUCCCUGACAGACUGCCAGGAGGUGACAGAGGCCUACCGACAGGCACUGGGGGUCUACUCAAAGCUCAGCUGAGUGGUGGGGGCAUUGCCCGAGCCCGGGCAGGUUCCAAGAUGCAGCUGGCUGCACCCCAAUGGGCGAUGCCUUCUCUCCUGCCGCCCAGGCCCAGCACCCCAGCUCAGAAGGCUGAGGGGGCUCGCAGCGGAGCCCUGGCUGGGCUGGAUGUGGGGAGCAGGUACAUCAGGGGUUCGGUGUCUUCAGCCCUGUUGAACCAAGCAGAUAAGAGAGGGGAAAAGAGUAGAGAAACGGAGUGGAAUGGUCAGGCCCGCGGCAGAGCCUGGUUGCCUGUUUCUUGUACGCAUGGCGGGGCUGCAGAGAC
Molecule: messenger RNA, 2362 nt
Organism: Propithecus coquereli (Coquerel's sifaka)
Lineage: Eukaryota; Metazoa; Chordata; Mammalia; Primates; Indriidae
Gene: NUAK2
Product: NUAK family, SNF1-like kinase, 2
Exons: 7
Coding region: 157-2058 (633 amino acids)
Biological process (GO): protein phosphorylation; intracellular signal transduction; microtubule cytoskeleton organization
Cellular component (GO): cytoplasm
Molecular function (GO): tau-protein kinase activity; protein serine/threonine kinase activity; ATP binding
Source: RefSeq, a predicted model, not a curated record